Kluyveromyces lactis is the source of this 2280-nucleotide messenger RNA. It is a transcript of the gene SDA1, whose product is annotated as Sda1p. Gene Ontology annotation, cellular component: nucleolus. Lineage: Eukaryota; Fungi; Ascomycota; Saccharomycetes; Saccharomycetales; Saccharomycetaceae. The transcript has a single exon. The record is from RefSeq and is a predicted model, not a curated record. Gene Ontology annotation, biological process: ribosomal large subunit export from nucleus; ribosomal large subunit biogenesis. Bases 1 to 2280 code for a protein of 759 amino acids.
AUGGUUAGGAGAUCUCGUGCUGCUAUUCUACCGACAAACAUUAUUCUCUUGCAGAACCUUGUUAAGCGUGAUCCUGAAUCCUAUCGUGAAGAGUUUCUACAGCAAUAUGCUCACUACCAAUCAUUAAGAGACAUUUUCAUGUUAAAUUCGGUCAACAACGAGAGCACUGAUGAAAGUGCAAUGGCUGAGUUUAUGGGAGCAAUUGGAUUUGUAUCUCAAGUUUGUUCCUGUUAUCCUCGUGAAACGGCAAACUUCCCAAACGAAUUGAAACAGUUAGUAUUAGAUCACCACAAAUCGCUUCCGUUUGACGUGAAAGAAAAGAUUAUCACCAGUCUAACUAUGUUGAGAAAUAAGAACGUUAUCAGCCCUGAGACUUUGAUUCAAACUAUGUUCCCAUUGCUUAUUGCAUACUCUUCCCCUAGUAAUUCGAUGGUCCAGAAUUCUCACGCCAAAGAGCUAAGAACUUUAAUCUACAACACUCUAGUACAGUUGAUGAAAUCUUGUAACACCAGUGGUAAGAACCAAAAAUUAAACAAAUCUACCCAUGCGUUGUGUUUCAAUUUGUUGGAACAGCCAGAUUCUCAAGGUAUAUGGGCAUCGAAAUUGACAAGAGAGUUAUGGAGAAGAGGUAUCUGGGACGAUUCAAGAUCGGUUGAAAUUAUGACCCAUGCUGCACUACAUAACGAUGUUAAAAUUGCAUACAGUGGUGUCUUGUUCUUUUUGGAUGCUGAUAAAGAGCGUGAAGAAGCGUUUGAAGAAAACGACGAUGAGGAUGAAAUCGAUACUACCGCUUUGAAGCACAAGCUCCAGAUCAACAAGAAAUCUAGUAAAAGAGGUAAGAAGCUAGAGCAAGCACUUAAGGUCGUAAAGAAGAAAUCUGCUAAAGGUGUUCAACAGAAUAAUUUCUUAAAUUUCAGUGCCAUCCAUCUAUUACGUGAUCCACAAGGGUUUGCCGAGAAAUUGUUUGAAAGACAUCUAAGUGGUAAGAAUUCGAACAAAUUUGAUUUCGAACAAAAGACUGCCAUCAUGCAAUUAUUAUCCCGUUUAACAGGUACACACAAGUUAAUGGUUCUUGGACUAUAUUCAUACUUCUUAAAAUACCUGACGCCAAAGCAAAGGGACGUUACCAAGAUUCUAUCUGCUGCAGCCCAAUCCUGUCAUGAUCUUGUUCCUCCAGAGACCAUUGAAGUGAUGGUGAGGAAGAUAGCCAACGAGUUUGUUAGCGACGGUGUUUCAAAUGAGGUUGCCACUGUGGGUUUGAAUACAGUCAGAGAAAUCUUGACUCGUGCCCCAUUAGCUAUCGAUGAGACUUUACUACAAGAUUUAACCGAAUAUAAGGGCUCCAAGGCCAAGAGUGUCGCCAUUGCUGCUAAGGGUUUGAUUGCAUUAUACAGAGAAGUUGCUCCGGAGAUGUUAAAGAAGAAAGAUCGUGGUAAGACCGCUUCUAUGGGACUACAGGACGACAAACGCAAUGGCAGGGAAUCCAAACGUGUCAAGUUUGGUGUCGAGACUACUAAUGUACAAGGUAUAGAUGGUAUUGAGUUACUAGCGAAGUGGAAGCGUGAGAACGGAAACGAGGAGGAUGAUGAUGAUGAGGCUGCAUGGGAUUUGAACAACCGGGAUGAAUUAUCAGAUGCUUCGGAUGUAGAAGGUGAGUGGGUGACGAUAGAAAGCGAUAAAGAGUACGAAGUUGACAUGGACUCUGACGAUGAGGAAAGCAAGAACAAAACAGGUCAUAAGGGUAAGAAACGUUCCCACGAUGAAGUCGAACCGGAAGCUGGUGAAGAUAGUGAUUUAGAAUUAUCCGGUGAUGAAGAAGAACCAAAGGUGGGAGAAGAGCAGAAGGAAGAAAGUGAAUCCGCUGACCCAGAAGAAGCUUUCCGUGAAUUAGCAUCCAGUCGUAUCUUAACACCAGCCGAUUUCGCUAAACUUCAAGAACUACGUACUGAAAAGGGUGUUACUAAACUUAUGGGGAUCAACAACGAAGAAACUAUUGAGCAUUACAAGCUUAUGGGUCCAGCCAAGCACAAGAAACAGAACAAAGAGGAAAGAAUGGCAUCUAUUAUGGAAGGUCGUGAAGACCGUGAAAAAUACGGAAGUAAGCGUGGUAAGCGUGACAGUUCAAUGAGAUCAACUACAAAUAAAGAGAAAUCUAGAAAGAAGAACUUUGUGAUGAUGAUCCAUAAGAGAUCUGUGAAGGGUAAGCAAAAAAUGUCGCUUCGUGACAAACAAAAGGUCUUGCGUGCUCAUAUCACGAAGCAAAAGAAGAAAGGUAAUUAA